Thlaspi arvense is the source of this 4035-nucleotide messenger RNA. The record is from the annotation of a GenBank genome assembly. NCBI's taxonomy places the organism in Eukaryota, Viridiplantae, Streptophyta, Magnoliopsida, Brassicales, Brassicaceae.
CACGAUAAUUUCCGGAAAUAAUCAGAUCGGAUUAUCAAAGAUAUAUCUGAAACAAGUCGCCGAAUGUCUCUAAUCUCCAUGGCUUACGUUGAUCAAUAAAUUAAGAGAGUGUUAAUGAAACCAUUAAUGAGAAGCAUCAUAAUAAUUUCAGAGCGGCGAAUUUGAAUCUAAACCAAAGUAAAUUAGCAAUCCGGUUAACCGCAAGAGGCACUACUUCUCGCGACUAUUGAAGAGCUCUUCGCGUGUUAGUCGUGUCCAUCGCUCGUUUGCUUCUUCUUCAGCCAUAUUUUGCAAAAUAAGAAGAAGAAAAAAAACGAUAUUUUGACGAGCCAAUCCGUGUUGAACUUCGAAAAUCCCGAGAAGCCUCGAUCGAUCUCUGUUCGAUGCUAGUUUAAGGGUUCUCCCUUUCUUUCCCUGUUGAAUCUCUCUCUAUCGCGUUUUCGUUGGACUCAGUUUAGCUCCGAGUGAUGAAACCAAUCUCCCUCACAGAGCUGUUCGAUCCGGUGGCUGGUGUUUGUAUCCCUGAUACGUCUGUGUGGUUCGUACGGUUCUGAGUUUCGAAAUUUCCAAUUUCUUAUCGGAAUCUGAAACUAGUUCAACCAUUUUUUCUGGUUCCGGCGUGCUUGGAUAGAGUAACAACGACAUCACCCUUGUAUCUGAAUAUUUGCAACAAUGUCUGAACUAAAAGAGCGGCUGCUUCCUCCGAGACCUGCUUCAGCUAUGAAUCUCAGGGAUACUGCUGUGUCUCGGCCUUCUGCAUCUGGAAGAACACCCCUUCUUGGAGUUGAUGUCUUGGGCCUGAAGAAGCGUGGACAAGGGCUAAGGUCUUGGAUUCGUGUUGAUACCUCUGGCAAUUCUCAGGUCAUGGAGGUCGACAAGUUCACCAUGAUGCGUAGAUGUGACUUACCCGCUCGUGAUUUAAGGCUGCUUGAUCCCUUAUUCGUGUACCCAUCAACUAUCCUCGGCCGAGAAAAGGCCAUUGUCGUCAACUUAGAGCAGAUCCGUUGUAUCAUUACUGCUGAUGAAGUUCUGCUCCUCAAUUCCCUUGACAACUACGUUCUGAGGUAUGUUGUUGAGUUGCAGGAGAGACUAAAGACAAGUGGUGUAGGUGAGCUUUGGCAACAGGAAAAUGCCCAGUUGAGUAGGAGGAGGAGUAGGAGUUUUGACAAUGGGUUUGAGAAUUCAUCCCCUGAUUACUUACCUUUCGAGUUUAGAGCUCUUGAAAUUGCCCUCGAAGCUGCUUGUACGUUUCUCGAUUCUCAGGCUUCAGAGUUGGAGAUUGAAGCAUACCCGUUACUAGAUGAGCUUACCUCAAAGAUCAGUACACUAAACCUGGAACGUGUACGUAGACUAAAGAGCAGACUUGUGGCAUUAACUAGAAGAGUUCAGAAGGUCCGUGAUGAGAUCGAGCAGCUCAUGGAUGAUGAUGGAGAUAUGGCAGAGAUGUUUCUCACUGAGAAGAAGAAGAGAAUGGAAGGAUCUUUGUACGGUGACCAAUCGUUACUGGGUUACAGAUCAAAUGAUGGUCAGUCUGUUUCAGCUCCGGUCUCUCCUGUUUCUUCUCCACCUGAUUCCCGAAGACUUGAUAAAAGCUUGAGCAUUGCGAGGAGCCGGCAUGACAGUGCAAGGAGUUCAGAAGACGUAACAGAGAACAUAGAAGAGCUAGAGAUGUUGCUGGAAGCUUACUUUGUCGUCAUUGAUAGCACUCUAAACAAGUUGACAUCGUUAAAGGAAUACAUUGAUGAUACUGAAGACUUCAUCAACAUUCAAUUGGAUAAUGUGCGGAAUCAGCUGAUCCAGUUCGAGUUGCUGCUUACGACGGCAACAUUCGUUGUAGCCAUAUUUGGGGUCGUUGCAGGGAUCUUUGGGAUGAACUUUGAGAUAGACUUCUUCAAUCAGCCAGAUUACAGGUUAGAUGAUAUAGAUUCAAGUGCUUCUACUGCUACCGGGAUGAUGAUGAAGACAAACUGUUUCGGAUUCAACCUAAAGAAUCGAGGUGGAGAAAAAAAGAGGGCAUCGAAAUCUUUUAGGGAAGGAGUCAAAAUCGGAUCAGAAGGUCUAAUAACGAUCGCUGUCUCAGUUGAUCCAUUGUUCUUCUAUCUCCCUAUUGUCGAUAACUCAGGAAGCAGCUGUAUUGGGAUUGACACGAAACUAGCGGUUACAACAACGACUCUUAGAACGAUCCUCGACGUCUUCUACUUAACUCGAAUGGCUCUUCAGUUUCGUACAGCGUAUAUAGCUCCCUCUUCUCGUGUGUUUGGUCGCGGCGAGCUUGUGAUCGAUCCUGCGAAGAUCGCAGAACGGUAUUUGACCCGUUAUUUCAUUGUCGAUUUUCUUGCAGUGCUUCCUUUACCGCAGAUUGCGGUGUGGAAGUUUCUUCAUGGAUCUAAAGGAACAGAUGUGUUACCGACGAAAACGGCAUUGUUGAACAUUGUAAUCACGCAGUAUAUUCCGAGAUUCGUUAGGUUUAUUCCGUUAACAUCGGAACUGAAGAAAACUGCAGGAGCUUUUGCUGAAGGAGCUUGGGCAGGCGCUGCUUAUUAUCUCCUCUGGUAUAUGCUUGCAAGCCACAUAACUGGAGCUUUCUGGUACAUGUUGUCAGUGGAACGUAAUGAUACUUGUUGGAGAUUUGCGUGUCAAGUCCAGCCAGAUCCGCGACUCUGUGUCCGGACUCUGUAUUGUGGGAGCAAAUUUGUGAGCAGCGGUGAAACCGAAUGGAUCAAAUCAGUUCCUGAGCUUCUUAAAAGCAAUUGCUCUGCGAAAUCAGAUGAUUCAAAAUUCAACUAUGGGAUAUACGGCCAGGCUAUAUCCUCGGGCAUUGUAUCGUCAACAACAUUUUUCUCCAAGUUUUGUUAUUGUCUUUGGUGGGGCCUUCAAAAUCUCAGCACGCUAGGUCAAGGGCUGCAGACAAGUACAUUUCCUGGAGAGGUUCUGUUUUCCAUUGCGAUUGCUAUAGCUGGGCUUCUUCUGUUCGCGCUUCUAAUCGGGAAUAUGCAGACUUAUCUUCAGUCACUUACGGUUCGUCUUGAGGAAAUGAGGAUCAAAAGACGAGACUCGGAACAGUGGAUGCACCAUAGGUCACUUCCACAGAACCUUAGAGAAAGAGUCAGGCGCUAUGAUCAGUAUAAAUGGUUAGAAACCAGAGGCGUCGACGAAGAAAACAUAGUCCAGAGUUUACCUAAGGAUCUAAGAAGAGACAUCAAACGCCAUCUCUGUCUGAAUCUUGUUAGGAGGGUAAGUUUUCAGAAUCAGAAUGCCAAAAACUGCUUCAGAUUCUACGAGGAACUAAAACUAUGUGUUCUGUUUCUGCAGGUUCCUCUGUUUGCUAAUAUGGAUGAAAGAUUACUUGACGCGAUCUGUGAGAGACUGAAGCCGAGUCUUUACACGGAAAGUACUUACAUUGUGCGUGAAGGAGACCCGGUUAACGAAAUGCUGUUCAUAAUCCGAGGCCGGUUAGAGAGUGUAACAACGGAUGGGGGAAGAAGCGGUUUCUUCAACAGAGGGCUAUUGAAAGAAGGAGACUUUUGCGGUGAAGAGCUUUUGACUUGGGCACUUGAUCCUAAGGCAGGCUCAAACUUACCUUCUUCCACAAGAACAGUGAAGGCACUGACUGAAGUAGAGGCUUUCGCACUUGAAGCCGAAGAGCUCAAGUUUGUAGCAAGUCAGUUUAGGAGACUUCAUAGUCGACAGGUCCAACAGACUUUUAGGUUUUACUCUCAGCAAUGGAGAACUUGGGCUUCCUGUUUCAUCCAAGCUGCUUGGCGUCGCCAUUCAAGAAGGAAAAACGCUGAACUGAGACGCAUUGAAGAAGAGGAUGAAAUGGGUUAUGAAGAUGAGUAUGAUGAUCAUGAGGAACAAGACGAGAGGCCUAUGGUCUUUACAAGAACAGAGUCUUCUUCUAGAUUACGUUCGACGAUAUUUGCAUCAAGAUUUGCUGCUAAAGCAUUGAAAGGUCACAGGCUAAGAAGCUCAGAGAGUUCAAGGAGUUUGAUGAAUCUGCAAAAGCCUUCGGAACCUGAUUUUGAUGCUGAAUAA